AUAUAGAAGAUUGCAUGAUUUACAUAGCUAGUUUGAAUUGAAGCGCCCCUAGAAUGGGGGAGUGGGCCUACUGGACCGGAAAGCCUUUUACCAGAUAAGUUUUAAGGUUCUGUUGUGACUUAUACCUCGACUUAUACUAAUGGAGAAGCAGAAAGCAACCAUAAAAGAGUCAUCAGCAGGUAGAUUUUGUAACAGUAUUAGUAUUGAAAGUCCUCCAUUAUCAGCAGCAAGCAUAAAGCAAGACGAAAGCUCUACCGGCGAACAUGUAAACUUGGAAUAUACUAUUUUUAAAAAGAAUUUGCCUCAACUUAAUGAUAUUCUAACAGGAAACCCUGAAUUGAUAAUAAAACUGGCAAUACGUCUAUUUGCUGAGAAAUCCAUUACUAAAACUACGUAUCAGAAAGCAGCCGAUGUGAAUCUUGGAGCUGUUGUUAGAGCAUAUAAUCUAUUAAAUUCAGUUCUAACUGCAUUGCAAACAAAUCCUAAUCGAAACGAGAUAUUCAAGAAAUUAUGUAUAUCAUUGGAUGAAUUGGAAAUAGAUACAACUAUGCUAAAGCAUCAAGAAAACACAGUCACAAAGACAGAAGGUAAUUCUACUGUGGAAUCACUGGAGCAGCAAGUUGCUGCUUUUAGCAUUGAUAAAAAUCAGGAUGAUGCAGGACAGGGAAAUGAAUCAGAAGCAGAUAUGGUAGAUGGUGGAGCUCCUCUCCCUGCUGUUCCUAGAGAGAGUGAGCUUAUGAAUGAUGUUGCUGCUAAAGCUCCUGAUCAAUGGAAGAACAUUGGCACAAUGCUUGAUAUUCAGUUUUCACAAUUGAAUUCUUUUAGUAUGCAGUAUCAUGCUGAUCCAAUGGACUGUUAUCGUGCUGUUUUUCAACAUUGGGCCCGAAACCAGUAAAAGCUGUCCUCCUUUCACUUGGGAUACUGUUGUGGAGGUACUGGAAUCACAUGUUGUUUACAGAUGUGAUCUUGCUGCAGAGAUUAGGAAAAAAUACUUGUGACUUUUAUUAAUUUUUUACAUGCACUAAACAAUUACGACUUUACAUUUACUUAUACAAAGACCUUAACUUUGCGAACUAUGA
Messenger RNA from Amphimedon queenslandica, 1079 nucleotides. RefSeq lists its product as uncharacterized. The record is from RefSeq and is a predicted model, not a curated record. The transcript is spliced from 3 exons. Lineage: Eukaryota; Metazoa; Porifera; Demospongiae; Haplosclerida; Niphatidae. Bases 140 to 895 code for a protein of 251 amino acids.